AUGGACAGACCAUUCACUCGACCUCUGUCUACGGCAGACAUAUCGACGUCAUUAGCUGAUCUAUUCAAACAGCCGCAUCCCUCGAACAACUCUGAGAUUCUUGGGCUUCUGUACCACCUGGCAGAAACAUGCUCCAAGAACAUUGGCGUUGUGCACCGAGGCAUCACUUGUGACGGAUGUGGGACGUCUCCAAUAGUGGGAACCAGGUAUCAUUGCAGCGAAUGCGUGGACGUGGAUCUGUGCCAAUACUGUGUUGUACUUCGCAAGCACCAAUGGAGUCACGUGCUUAUCAAGAUCAAGAUCCCUGCCCCCUUGAAGUAUUCCCCCCAAUGGGUAUGUGAGGGCUGGACUGGAUGCGACAAUGACGUCAUUACGAGAACAAAUGUCAAGGAGGAGGAAACUAAUGGGUCACGUGAUGAGCCAUGUGACAAGAAUGAUUCUGAUACCAAUCACAUGGAGGCUCACGUCUUAUCUAACGAUCCACCUCAGGACGAUCUGUCCGACAAGGAGAAACACACGAUAUCUGCUCAGACAGGAAUCGAGCCGAAUGCUGUGCAAAAGGCUUGGAGAAAGUUUUUCGUGCUUUGUGACGAACGAGACCCAGAACCCUCAGAGAUCAAAUCGACGUCUUUCUACAUCUCCCACUCAAAGCUCAUUGCAACAUAUACCAUAGUGUCCGGAGACGACCGACCAGACGCCACCCAAGAGAAUAUCGUGCGUCUUUACAACCUAUCACGUCACCCCACUCGUGUUUCAUUCGUUGACUUCCUCACUGUUGAGCACUGGAUGGACUCUACUGCUCCUCACUGUGAGUUGGAUCUGGUGGCCGGUUUCUUUGAUCUCAACAAGAAUGAGGGACCUUCUUCUACUCGAAAGCGAGUAUCUCGGAUGGCUCUUUUGCACUCGUUGAUGAAGCUUUUCAACACCAUUAUCACCCAGCAAAUCUGGUGGGGUGCCAAUAAUGAGUCUCGAGACAUGGAGGAAAUUGUCACUGGACCCGGUCCCGUGUCAAGCAAGUUCCAAGAGUACAAUGAUUUCAUCCGACAACGGUAUUUUGACCGUAAGCCGUUUCCCAAGGAGGACCAUCCGGAUGGUGACAUGUCUAAACCAUACUUGCAGCCUCCGAUUUCGGCUAUCAGUUCCAUGGAAAACAUGGCUCGAGACACACCUGUGGAUGCCCUCCAUGCCCACUUUGGGGGCCAUUAUUCUUUAUUACAGGAGAUGAUUGGUAUGGCGUGUGGUACUGAGCUGAUGAAUCCGCUGUUGAAGAUUCUCAAAUCACGAGGAGUUAUUGAUCGGAAGACGAGACAUAUUAUUGGCGAUGUGCAUGUCAUGGCAGGAGACCAGGAGGCCAUGUUGUUGAUUUCUCGUCUUGCUGGGUUGAUUCGGAAGUUGAGGGGGUAG
Messenger RNA from Yarrowia lipolytica CLIB122, 1404 nucleotides. RefSeq lists its product as uncharacterized. Gene Ontology annotation, cellular component: amphisome; aggresome. Lineage: Eukaryota; Fungi; Ascomycota; Dipodascomycetes; Dipodascales. Gene Ontology annotation, molecular function: K63-linked polyubiquitin modification-dependent protein binding; protein kinase C binding; zinc ion binding. The record is from RefSeq and is a predicted model, not a curated record. Gene Ontology annotation, biological process: mitophagy; aggrephagy; endosome organization.